AUGGCAGCGAAUUUGCAGCCGUUGGCGUCUCUGGCGAACAUUGAGCGCACUCCAUCGCGUGAAGAUGGUAUUCCGCAGGAACUCGAGGAAGACUUGCGCGCAUAUGGGUGUAAACUCAUCCACCAGGCUGGGAUCUUGUUGAAGCAGAAGCAGGUAGCCGUCGCAUCUGCGCAAAUACUCUUCCAGAGGUUCUGGUUUGUGUCCUCGAUGAAGCAGUAUGGGAUUGGGGACAUGGGUAUGGGGGCACUAUUCCUCGGCUCCAAGCUCGAAGAAUGCCCAAUCCGCAUGCGCGACAUCAUCAACGUCUACGACGUCCUUUUGCAACGAGAAGAGCACUCGAUCAGUUCUAAGAGCCAUACGCCCUUCAAGUAUUCUCCCAUGUCGUACUUUGGCAACACGUUUUACGAGCUCAAGGAUGCACUUGUCGUUGCGGAAAUGCAAUUACUCCAGCGCUUGGGCUUCAACGUGCACGUCGUCCUGCCCUAUGGUUCCCUCGUCAAUUACCUCCGCGUUCUUGGCUUGACAAGUCGCGCGGACGCGGUCACGAAGGCUUGGGGAUACCUCAAUGACGCUCACCAAACGGCCGUCUAUGCCCUCUAUCCCGUUCCCACUAUCGUUUCCGCAGCCAUCCUCCUCACCUCCCGCGACCUACAUAUCCCCCUGCCUUCCGAGCCACCCAACGCCUGGUGGGAGCUCUUUGACGCCGAAUGGGUCGACAUCUGGGCGGUUUGCGGGCAUAUUAUACGCCUGUACCGUCAACGACCAGAGGGGGAGCGCGAACGACUGGCGGGCAUGGUGACGAAGAAGGGCGUGCGGCAGUGGUUGCAGGAUUACGCGGCGGAUGGGACGGCGUGA
Messenger RNA from Schizophyllum commune H4-8, 855 nucleotides. Its product is annotated as cyclin-like protein. Gene Ontology annotation, cellular component: nucleus. Gene Ontology annotation, biological process: regulation of transcription by RNA polymerase II. Lineage: Eukaryota; Fungi; Basidiomycota; Agaricomycetes; Agaricales; Schizophyllaceae. Gene Ontology annotation, molecular function: cyclin-dependent protein serine/threonine kinase regulator activity. The record is from RefSeq and is a predicted model, not a curated record. Bases 1 to 855 code for a protein of 284 amino acids. The transcript has 4 exons.